GGAGGAGAAAGGGACGAGGGGAUGAGAAGGAGCAACACAGGAGCAACACAGGAGCUUCACGCAGCGCACGGAUGGUGUUGCAGCUCCGAAAACAAGGGCUUUCCAGGAAGAGUUGGGAAUGACAACACAGAUGGAGCGUGACAGUGGAAUACAAAAGGCUGGAAUGACAGAUCACGCUCAAAAAAGAGGAGAAAACGUGUGAUGAGGAGAGAUGUACGCCUUCUACUCUCUUUUAGUCUACAUCUUCUACACUGUCUUUAAGAAGGAGGAGGAGGACGCAGAGGGAGCGCAUGGAGAUUCCCCAGACGAACCAGGACCUGUUUCCAUGGAAACAAGGAGUAAGAGGAGAGAUGGCUACACCCCCAGAAUGGCAAAAAAAACCUGCGCUCACCUCAGUGGAUCAAGCAGUAGCAGUGACACUGAUGAACUGAGUGAUGAAGAUGAGGCUAAUGCCUCAGCCAUCCCAGCAUGCACUCCGCUGGCUGCCUUUCUGACUUUCAAGCAGGAGGCCGAAAAGAGGAGAGCCUCUCAAGUUCAGCUGGACGCUACAGAAAAGGUGGCAGAAUCUCCCUUGGUCGCCGUGAUGUCCCACUUGCUGAGUUUUCUGGAGCAGUACUCCCACUUCCAGCAGCUUCAGCAGCAAGCCGACCAGUACCGGGUCCAGCUGAAGCGGCACCGUGUCCAGCACCGACGUCAGAUGAAAGCCCUGCGGGCCUCCUACCGCCAGCGCCUCCAGGACAAGAAUAGCAUCAUUAACAGCCUGGAGGAGGCCGUCAACCAGCAGCAGAGCCCCAGCCCACUGAGCGAUGGUGAGCCUGGCUGUGAUCCAGGGGCUCCAGCUGGGGUCCACAGGCUGGUGGAGUCCCUGUACGGCCUGCAGGGUGAGAGGAGCAAACUGCGAGGCGAACUCCGUCUGCUGCACUCACAGCUGGAGCAGAAAGAAAGAGACAGACACUCACGUGUACAAGCCUUUCAACAGCAGAUUGAUGAUCUCAAGGGUUGUAUAGAGGAGCGUGAGGAAGAGCUUUCAAGACUGAGAACAGCAACUGGGGCCACGGACUCAGAGAAGCGGGUGCUGUGUCUGUCGGCUGAGAACGAGAGCUUGAAGCAGAGCCUGGGCGUUACACAGGGCCUCCUGCAGCAGCUCUCAGCUAUCCCCUCCCAGUCCAGCACCAUGCUCAUCAAGGAGAAUGAGAAUCUCCGGAGCAGAGUGCAGCAGCUGGAGAUGUCCCUGCAGCAACGUGCUGAGCAGCUUUCACACCUGGAGCGAAGGAGUGAGCAAAGUGAGUGGAGGAGAGGAGAGGAGCUGAGGAAACAAGAGGACAGAGUGAGGGAGCUGCAGCUGGAGCUGGAUAGAGAGAGAGGCAAGGAGCCAGUUGUCAAGUAUGUCACACAGACGGUGGAGGUGGAAUCCCCAGCCACAAUAAAGCAGCUGACUAAAGCCAGACAGAAGAAUGAGGUGCUGACCGAACGGCUGUCCAGUCAGAAUGAGCGCUGCAGGCAGCUGGAGGAACAAAUCAGGAAGUCAGACGAGUACAGCUGCAAGCUGCAGCACAAGAUUGCAGCGUAUGAGAGAGAAAUCUGCAAACUGAGGGAGGAACUGUUGAAGGAAAUCGGCCACUUGGAAGAGAGGAAGGAGGAAGCGGUGAAGGCUGCUGCCAGCUGCUCAGCUGAACAUUUCCAGAACCUGCAGGACCAGUUCUUCAGUUUGCAGAAGCGCUUGACAGCACUUCCUCCCACUUUACGCUCCAUGAAGACAGACUACACAAGUCUGAGGAGCCAGGUUCGAAACUUCUCAGAGUUUUAUGGAGCAGCCGUCAAUGAAGCAAAAAAGCAGAUUUCAGCCGCUAUUAGUGAGAUGUCCGAAGCCAACAAAGAUCUUCUGGAGAAGUACAGGAAGGAGGUUGCUCUGCGCAGGAAGUACCACGAGCAGCUGGUGGAGCUGAAAGGCAACAUUCGUGUGCUGUGUCGGGUGAAGCCUGUGCUGAAAGAAGACCAGCAUGAGGAGGGCCAGUCCGUGGUUGUGACGACAGACGCCAACAACGAGUCCUCCCUCAAUGUGCUGAGCAAAGGAAAGGGCCGCAUCUUUGAGCUGGACAAGGUCUUCCACCCGCAGGCCACUCAGGAGGAGGUCUUUCAGGAGAUUGAACCUCUGGUGACGUCUUGCAUUGAUGGCUACCAUGUCUGCAUAUUUGCAUACGGACAGACCGGCUCUGGAAAAACCUACACCAUGGAGGGCAGUGUGGAAAACCCUGGAAUCAACCAGCGAGCUCUAAAACAUCUCUUCAGUGAGAUCGAGGAGAGGAAGGACAUGUGGUCUUACACUGUCACAGUCAGCUCUGUGGAGAUCUACAACGAGGUGCUGAGAGACCUGCUGAGUAAGGAUGGAGAGAAACUGGACAUAAAGAUCAACCCAGACGGAACAGGACAGCUUCAUGUACCAGGACUCAGGGUCAUAGAGGUUAAAAGCUUUCAGCACAUUAAGAAGAUUUUAGCCAUGGCCAAAAGGAAUAGGAUCACCUUUGGCACUCAGAUGAACCAGCACAGCUCACGCUCUCAUGCUCUGCUGUGCAUCACCGUUCAAGGCACCGACCUGGCUACUGGUUCCAAAACCACAGGCAAGUUGAACCUGGUGGACCUGGCAGGCUCAGAGAGAGUAUGGAAGUCUGGCGCAGAGGGCGAGAGGCUCAAAGAGGCCCAAAACAUCAACCGCUCCCUGCUGUCACUGGGGGACGUCAUUCAGGCGCUUCGCGCUCGUCAGACUCACAUCCCCUUCAGGAACUCCCGGCUCACCUACUUAUUACAGGACUCCCUGGGCAAAGGCAGCAAGACUGCCAUGGUGGUGCAGGUUUCUGCUCUGGAGAGUAACGUGGGAGAAACAUUAUGCUCCUUGAAGUUUGCUCAGAGAGUAUGUAAGGUGGAACUGGGUCCUGCAGCCAGGAAGAUCGAAUCCGGUGGGGGCCAGUGUGACUGAAUCACCAGGAAAUCAGGAAUGAGUCUGUCAACAUUAUCAUCCACCCUAACAGCCACUUACAGCACUGAAGUAUCAACAAAGCAGCAGCAAUUCUGAUCAAGGGCUAAAUCUGCAGACAUCUGUACGGCACCCGGCAGUGCAGUUGAGGCCAAGUACAGAUCCUCCUCUCCAUGUUGUGCUUCUGUUAAACGGCAACCCUUCAUCGUUAGAUAACGUGCAUGCAGGGGUGUUUACUCUUCCACUCGGGUGCCCUCUCUUCCUCCUACUCCCAUGGACUCAAGAUUUCAUGUAAAAAUAAACCAUGAUGCAUCACACCCUCAUAUAUCAUCAGAGCAGCAUCAUAGUUGAACAUGUUCAACAGUCACAAUAUCAGCACUUCAGUUUAAGCAGUAUUACUCAUCCUGCUAUAAAUGUCUGUAUUUGUGAGCUUCAUUACCAAUGUGGUAUAUAUUUGAAGGUGUUGGUGAGUAGGAGUAGCAAAAGUAUGGGGUGCUAUUCAUGUCGCAUACAUACAAGUCACAUCUUCAUCUAGUGUUUGUGAACUUCAGAAGAGCAGCAACUGAAGGAUCGGUUUCUCUUUAGAUCCUGUUGAAAUUUGCCAUUUGAUAAAAGAGGGAAGAUGUUUUUGAGGGAGCCGGUGGCCUUGUAUGUAAUGAAAUGUGCAAUACUCUCCUUCAGGACUAGGCAGUUUGGGUCUGUGUGGACAGAAGAAGCACUUUAUGGUGACGGGAGUAGAGCGCUUGUAAUAGAUAUCACUCGUGAAGUCACACCAAAUACAGCUCACUGGCCAUAUUUGUUCCUGAAUUUGUCAUCCAUUGAAUCAAAACUAGCUUUUGAUUCUGAUGUAGCAGUAACGUCCAUGAGUACUUAGGCGUCACUAAGGGUGAAUCUUUAGGUAAUU
Cololabis saira (Pacific saury) is the source of this 3875-nucleotide messenger RNA. RefSeq names its product kinesin-like protein KIFC3. Gene Ontology annotation, biological process: microtubule-based movement. Gene Ontology annotation, molecular function: microtubule binding; microtubule motor activity; ATP binding. The coding region runs from base 212 to 2974 and encodes 920 amino acids. The transcript is spliced from 20 exons. The record is from RefSeq and is a predicted model, not a curated record. Lineage: Eukaryota; Metazoa; Chordata; Actinopteri; Beloniformes; Belonidae.